GAUGGCCACUCACACAAGUAGCUCCUUGGUGACAUACACAACUCCACACGAGCCACACCCGUGGUGGCGAUAGACAAGGAGGGGCGCCUGUGCUGUGUCUGGCGAGUUAGUGUGCGGGACGCAGUCACGACAGAGCCUUUCAAGACCCACGCAGAGCCACAACAGAGCCUUUCACAGCCUCCAGCCAACAUCAGGGAGUUUUAGGCAGACAAAACGAGUUGUGACAUUCAAUAUGGGCAUGAACUCAGCGCGUCCCCUCGGCCUUCUACUACUGCUGCUGCUCUUCAUGCUGCCAUGCCUUCCUGCAACUCAGAUCACUGACCGCCUCACGGAAUGCACGCCGCCCUUCACCGCUGUGGGCGGGAAGUGCCUUCACGUCAGCUCCACAAGCACGGGUUCAUGGUAUCUUAUGAAAGACUUUUGUGAGACUCUUGGCGGCCAGCUGUUGAUCAUCAACACAGAGAACAUUCAUUAUUACGUCGUCAAGUACUUGGAGAACAACGGAUAUACUGGCCGCGACUACUGGAUCGGCGCAAACAACGAGCACGCUGACGGGCAGUACCAUUGGGUGGACGGGAGCAAGGUGAAGAUGGGCACGCCUUUCUGGGGCGCGAGGGAUGGCCACCAGGAACCCGGCGUGGCUACCGAGCACUGCGGCAUGUUAUUUAGGAACAAUUUCUAUUUCAUGCAUGAUUAUAGAUGUAACGAAGCCCUGUAUCCUAUCUGCGAGGCUAGAUAAGCCCAAUGAGGACACUGUAUCCAGCAAUGGCUGCAGGAGUGUGAUGGGGAGGUAAAAGGAACUUGAGUUGGUGGGUGUUGAUAUUUAACCAUCUCUAACUCUUAUAACAAUGUCUGGCCAAUUAAAUACCAUGUACCCUGUCUGAAA
Molecule: messenger RNA, 886 nt
Organism: Scylla paramamosain (green mud crab)
Lineage: Eukaryota; Metazoa; Arthropoda; Malacostraca; Decapoda; Portunidae
Product: C-type lectin domain family 17, member A-like
Exons: 3
Coding region: 233-739 (168 amino acids)
Biological process (GO): biological process involved in interspecies interaction between organisms
Cellular component (GO): external side of plasma membrane
Molecular function (GO): carbohydrate binding
Source: RefSeq, a predicted model, not a curated record